CUGGCGGUUGCUUCACGCAGCCAGAGUCGGUUGGGGGAAAGCUGGGCUCGUAGAGAGCGAUCGGAGCCGUCGCCAUCAUGAGGGAGAUCGUGCACCUGCAGGCCGGGCAGUGCGGGAACCAGAUCGGAGCCAAGUUCUGGGAGGUGAUCAGCGACGAGCAUGGUAUCGACCCCACCGGCACCUACCAUGGGGACAGCGACCUGCAGCUGGAGCGCAUCAAUGUCUACUACAACGAGGCCACAGGUAGGGCCCGGACCCGCCCCAGCAGGCUCCCCCCGGCCCCCCCCGGGCGCGGUAGUGACGGCUCUCCCUGUAUUGCAGGCGGCAAGUACGUGCCCCGUGCCGUGCUGGUGGACCUGGAGCCCGGCACUAUGGACUCGGUGCGCUCCGGGCCCUUCGGGCAGAUAUUCAGGCCAGACAACUUCGUGUUCGGUCAGAGCGGAGCAGGAAACAACUGGGCAAAGGGCCAUUAUACGGAAGGUGCUGAAUUAGUCGAUUCUGUAUUAGAUGUUGUAAGAAAGGAGGCAGAAAGCUGUGAUUGUCUCCAGGGCUUUCAGCUUACUCAUUCCCUGGGUGGUGGCACAGGUUCUGGCAUGGGUACCCUUCUCAUCAGCAAAAUCCGUGAGGAGUACCCAGACCGAAUUAUGAAUACUUUCAGUGUGGUGCCCUCCCCUAAAGUGUCAGAUACUGUAGUAGAGCCCUACAACGCCACGCUGUCGGUGCACCAGCUGGUGGAGAACACGGACGAGACGUACUGUAUCGAUAACGAGGCGCUGUACGACAUUUGCUUCAGAACACUGAAGUUAACGACCCCCACCUACGGUGAUCUGAACCACCUCGUGUCGGCCACCAUGAGCGGUGUCACCACCUGCCUGCGGUUCCCGGGCCAGCUCAACGCUGACCUGCGGAAGCUGGCAGUGAACAUGGUUCCCUUCCCACGUCUGCACUUUUUCAUGCCUGGUUUUGCCCCGCUCACGAGCCGUGGCAGCCAGCAGUACCGGGCUCUAACGGUGCCAGAGCUCACCCAGCAGAUGUUCGAUGCCAAGAACAUGAUGGCGGCGUGUGACCCUCGUCACGGCCGCUAUCUGACCGUGGCCGCCGUCUUUAGGGGCCGCAUGUCCAUGAAAGAGGUGGAUGAGCAAAUGCUAAACGUUCAGAACAAAAAUAGCAGCUAUUUUGUUGAAUGGAUCCCUAACAAUGUUAAGACAGCAGUCUGUGACAUUCCACCUCGCGGCCUCAAAAUGUCUGCCACCUUCAUUGGCAACAGCACGGCCAUCCAGGAGCUGUUCAAACGCAUUUCUGAGCAGUUCACUGCGAUGUUCCGCAGAAAGGCUUUCCUGCACUGGUACACAGGCGAGGGCAUGGACGAGAUGGAGUUCACAGAGGCUGAGAGCAACAUGAACGACCUGGUCUCUGAGUACCAGCAGUACCAGGAUGCCACAGCUGAGGAGGAGGGGGAGUUCGAGGAGGAAGCUGAGGAGGAGGCAGAGUAAAGCUAUGCAGUUGAACACCUGUAAAUUUUGUUUAAAGUUGUAUGAACUCUCUCAUUCAAAAGUUCUGUUUGUGUUGUGUUAUUAUUGCUGUUUCCAAGUCACUCCCAAUGCUGUACAGGCACCAUUAAAGCAGUUUUCACAGUGCA
Poecile atricapillus (Black-capped chickadee) is the source of this 1639-nucleotide messenger RNA. It is a transcript of the gene TUBB4B, whose product is annotated as tubulin beta 4B class IVb. The transcript is spliced from 3 exons. The coding region runs from base 78 to 1493 and encodes 471 amino acids. The record is from RefSeq and is a predicted model, not a curated record. Gene Ontology annotation, molecular function: GTPase activity; GTP binding; structural constituent of cytoskeleton. Gene Ontology annotation, cellular component: microtubule; cytoplasm. Gene Ontology annotation, biological process: microtubule cytoskeleton organization; mitotic cell cycle. Lineage: Eukaryota; Metazoa; Chordata; Aves; Passeriformes; Paridae.